CAGCCAUGCUUCUGCCGGGUGGAGUGAGCCGAGGCAGAGGCAGAGGCAGAGGCAGAUAACAGGCGAAGAGGGAAUGCGGAAGGAAGGAGACGAGGAGGAGGAGGAGGAGGCGGCUCCCUGGUCACAGCAACAGCAUCCUGCUCAAGGACAGGCUGCCUGAUCGGCUUCUGUCGCCUACUUCUGAUUGGCUCCUCGCUCCCCUCAUCCCUGCCUCCCUCCCUCUUCCCGCAUGACGCGCCGCAAAUCUCGCCGGAGGGGGUGUGCACGCGAGUGGAGGACAAGACCAAUGGCGGCGGCCAGAUGCUGGUCAGCGGCCAUUUUACUGGCGGCGUUGGGGGCUCUCCACGCAGACGGGAGGCCCGACGACGACAAGGGAUCGCCGGGGUCGCAGCCUUAUCGGCCCGUCUUGAGAUUCCGACAUAAGGAUGGAAUCCCCGAGAGCUUAAACAUGAAGGGCUUGAUGGUCCGCCAUAGCGACCCGCAUCCAUGCCAGCAGAAGUACUGCGGCCUGGGCCGUCGCUGCACCGUCGACCUGCAGACGGGCCGAGGGGAGUGUAACUGCUUGGAUCAGUGCAAACCUCACUACAAGCCCGUGUGUGGCUCGGACGGCAAAUUUUACCCCAACCACUGUGAGCUGCAUCGCGCUUCCUGCUCGGAAGGGCGCAGGAUUACCAUCGUUCACGGCGAGGAGUGUUUCUACAAAGGCGACAGCUGCAGACUGAGCGACUACCGGCGCCUCAAGGCCAAGAUGUUGGAGGCGCACGACAAAAGACACGCAGCGACGAAGGCGUCGCGUGGGGCCCAUGAGUACAACAUGGCCGCCAGGAAGCAGCUGGUGAACGCCGUGUUCAGAGGUUUCGAUGCGGACGGCAAUGGGCAAAUAUCAUUGGACGAACUUUCGCAGGUGAACAAGCGCCAGGGUCUGUUCAAGGACUCUGGCAAGUGCACGUUGUUGGAUCUGUUAAAGUACAACGACGUCGACGAUGACAAACGCCUGACCAGGGAAGAAUUCUACACUGCCUUCGACGUGUACCAGCUGGAGCUCGCGGACCACCAGAGGGUGACGGUGAAGACGGUGACGGUGGGCCAGAGCGCCGCGCUCACCUGCGCCAUCACGGGCCAGCGCCGCCCGCCCAUCCUGUGGAAGAGAAACAAUCAGUAUCUCAAUGCCUUGAACCUGGAUGACAUCAAUGACUUUGGCGACGACGGCUCCUUGUAUUUCACCAAGGUGACCACCACCCACGCGGGCAAUUACACCUGCCACGCCGACGGCUACGAGAGACUCUUCCAGACGCACGUUCUCCACGUGGACGUUCCGCCCGUCAUCCGGGUGUACCCGGAGAGCCAAGCCAGGGAGCCGGGCGUCACCGCCAGCCUACGAUGCCACGCCGAGGGCAUCCCCCGCCCGCAGCUGACCUGGCUCAAGAACGGCAUGGACAUCACACCCAAGCUAUCCAAGCAACUCACCCUGCAAGCUAAUGGCAGCGAGGUGCACAUCAGCAACGUGCGCUUUGAGGACACCGGCGCUUACACCUGCAUCGCCAAAAACCAGGCGGGCGUGGACGAGGACAUCUCCUCGUUGUUUGUGGAGGACUCCGCGCGCAAAACCUUGGCCAACAUUCUGUGGCGGGAUGAAGGGCUCGGUAUCGGAAACAUGUUCUACGUGUUCUACCAGGACGGCGUUAAAGUCAUCCAGCCGGUGGCAUGCGAGAUACAGAGGCACAUCAAGCCCAGCGAGAAACUGCUGGCUCUGAAGGAGGAAGUGUGUCCCACCUCAGAAGACGACGAGGUGCAGAAUUGUGUGUGGUCAGCGGCAGUCAACGUCAAGGACAAAUUUAUAUACGCCGCGCAGCCCACUUUGGACCGUGUGCUCAUCGUGGACGUCCAGUCGCAGAAGGCUGUCCAGACGGUCAGCACCGACCCGUAUCCCGUCAAGCUGCACUACGUCAAGUCUCGAGACCAGGUGUGGAUCCUCAGCUGGGGGGACAGGCAGAAGAGCUUCCCCACACUGCAGGUGAUCAGUGAGGCGAGUCUGAGGGUGUCCCACCACACGGUGCACACGCAGCCGGUGGGCGGACGCUUCGACAGGGCGGACGACUUCUUCAUCCCCUCGGCCAGCCUGAUCGCGGACAGCGUGAGAUAUGGCCUCAUCUUUCACGAAAAUGAGCCUGUCCUACACAAGAUCGACUUGGAGACGAUGGCCUACGUGAAGAACAUCAGCCUACGGGACUUUAACUGUGUCCCCAAGUCAGCGGCCUACACCCAGCUUGGCGGCUACUACUUUGUCAACUGCCGCUCGGACUCCGCCGGCGCCACGCAAGCUCAGGUCAUCGUGGACAGCGUGACAGACAGCGUGAUCGGGCAGAAUCGCGAUGUCAACGGAACGCCCCACGUGUCCCCGGAUGGCCGCUACCUGGUCACCGUGGACGACGAUGAUGGCCUGAUGCGGAUCCAGACCGUCUCGGAGCACGGCGAGAUCGGGGAGCCCUUUGACAUCCACACCAACUUGCACAUCUCCGACCUGGCCUUCCAGCGCUCCUUUACUGAGGCCCACCAGUACAACGUGUUCGGUAGCUCCGGGCGCCAGACGGACGUGCUGUUCGUUGAGUUGCGCACCGGCAAGGUGAAGAUGAUCAAGAGCUUGAAAGAGGCCAUCAAGCCCUAUGAGUGGCCAUGGAGCGCCAAGAACCGGGCGGUGGUGGGCGGCGGGACGUUCGGCCAGUACCUCAUGACCCCUUCCCGUGAGUCCCUGUUUAUCCUGGACGGGCGGCUCAACAAGCUUAACUGCGAGAUCACCGACGUGGUCAAAGGCAACGUGUUGGUCUGGGUUGGGGGGGAGUCUUAGGAACGAGUCGGGUUCUGGGACUGUUUCACUUAAGUUCGCCGCGGAAUUUCAAAAUUUUGUGAGGGAGAAUGUCAAGUAUUUAAAAAUGCUAAUUGACCAUUCACGUUAUGAGAUGUAAAAGUAAUCAGAGUCAUGAAUAUAAAUCUAUUUGCUGUACCUUUUGAAAAUUGAUGUACCUUUUGAAAAAUCCAACACAGAUCCGGACUGUCUCUCGUAAUUUACCCCCAACUUUUCUCCCGUGCCUUCAAGGAAAAUUAAUGUCAUUUUUUUCCAGCCCCUUAACUUCAACGCUAUGUCAUGUAUGGCUUGAUCUUGUCUGGUUUGAAAUGAGACUCAUUACGCUCAGACACUCACUAACCUUUAAUCCAGACUUAUAAAACAGCAUUUGGUAAAUUCCGAUUUGAUUUGAUUAUUUUUUUUUUUUUUUUUUUUAAUUCUGCCCCAAAGCAGGAAAAUCAAAAGUCGCUUAUUUUAGCUUUAGGAAAGGAAUUUAAACAUUAUUUCAAAGAGCGUUCCUUGAGGAAGAGUCAAUCGAGCACCUGCCCGUUUGAAGGAUUCAAACUUUGGACCAAACAAAAGGGAAGGAAAUUAGACUAGACUAGGCUGUAUCCUAGUGAGAUUAGAGAUUGCUGUGUGCUACUUGUGCUAUAUUGUGUUGAAGACAAGGUUGGAUGAUGACAAUGGACACCUUUCUAUGCAUUAACAAUCCCAAUGACAACUGCAUCUGAAAAAUUGACAAUGGACUUCUGGCGUGUUAAUAAUAAACCUCUCACCAUAUGUCAUGCAUCACCCUCACUUUUGCUGCCACAUUACGUUCUCUUUAUGUUUCUUUAAAUCCAGAGCGGCUGGUUCAAUUGCUUCAUUCCGAUUGUACAGAUAAAAACACAAGUGAUGAUCGUUCACUGAGCACAUAGCGAUCACCGCUUUCCACGUCCACAGUAGUCAUGUCUCGUAUGUGUGUGUCCCCCCCCCCCCCCCUUGGUGCGAUUGCUAUUUAUACAUAAAUACAAAUAACGCUUGUCAUUAUACCCAACAAUAAAAUCUAUACCA
Molecule: messenger RNA, 3895 nt
Organism: Phyllopteryx taeniolatus (common seadragon)
Lineage: Eukaryota; Metazoa; Chordata; Actinopteri; Syngnathiformes; Syngnathidae
Gene: fstl5
Product: follistatin-like 5
Exons: 17
Coding region: 230-2845 (871 amino acids)
Biological process (GO): multicellular organism development; cell differentiation; regulation of BMP signaling pathway
Molecular function (GO): calcium ion binding; protein binding
Source: RefSeq, a predicted model, not a curated record